Messenger RNA from Beta vulgaris subsp. vulgaris (sugar beet), 1395 nucleotides. RefSeq names its product 2-dehydro-3-deoxyphosphooctonate aldolase 1. The record is from RefSeq and is a predicted model, not a curated record. The transcript has 2 exons. Gene Ontology annotation, biological process: monosaccharide biosynthetic process. Gene Ontology annotation, molecular function: 3-deoxy-8-phosphooctulonate synthase activity. Gene Ontology annotation, cellular component: cytoplasm; cytosol. The coding region runs from base 234 to 1106 and encodes 290 amino acids. Lineage: Eukaryota; Viridiplantae; Streptophyta; Magnoliopsida; Caryophyllales; Amaranthaceae.
AAAAGAAUUAGAAAUUUCUCGCUCCCAAUUGUAUAUGCAAUCGAGAGUACCGACACAUUCAACUUCUCUACCUACCCACACACUCGCAGUCUAUCUCUGAUUCCUCUCGGCUCUCGCGAAAUCUCUAAUUCUCCAGAUUACUUGCUAUAGCUGGUUAAGUGUGUUAAAUCGGGUAUAUUUGAUCUUGUAGCGUAUUCAGUUUGGGAAUUUUUUUGGCGAGAGAAGCUGAAAAUAUGGAAUCUUCAACUGCACUGUAUACCCAACUUAAGGAAGCACAGCCGUUCUUCGUGAUGGCGGGUCCUAAUGUAAUCGAGUCGGAAGAGCAUAUUAUGAAGAUGGCUAAGCACAUAAAGGCAAUAACUACGAAACUCGGAGUGCCUCUCAUCUUUAAGUCCAGCUUCGACAAAGCGAACAGAACGUCUUCAAAAUCAUUCAGGGGUCCUGGAAUGGCUGAAGGUUUAAAAAUCCUUGAAAAAGUGAAAGUAGCUUAUGAUCUCCCUAUAGUGACUGAUGUGCAUGAAAGCAUUCAGUGUGAAUCUGUGGGUAAAGUUGCUGAUGUGAUCCAGAUCCCGGCUUUCUUAUGCCGUCAGACAGACCUCUUGGUGGCAGCAGCCAAAACAGGGAAAAUCAUUAAUAUUAAGAAAGGCCAAAUGUGUGCUACUACUGUUAUGGUGAACUCUGCUGAGAAAGUCCGAGGUGCAGGGAACCAAAAUGUGAUGGUUUGUGAGAGAGGGACUAUGUUUGGGUACAAUGACUUGAUUGUGGAUCCCCGGAAUUUGGAAUGGAUGAGAGAAGCUAAUUGCCCUGUUGUAGCUGAUAUUACACAUUCACUACAACAGCCUGCUGGGAGAAAGUUGGAUGGUGGAGGUGUUGCUAGUGGAGGGUUCCGAGAGUUAAUCCCGUGUAUUGCAAGGACAGCUGUUGCAGUCGGAGUUGAUGGAAUUUUCAUGGAGGUGCACGAUGACCCGUUAAGUGCACCAGUUGAUGGGCCCACACAAUGGCCUCUUCGUCAUUUGGAGGAGUUGCUUGAGGAGCUGAUUGCUAUUGCUAAAGUAAGCAAGGGGAAACAACAGUUUGCCAUCGAUCUGACUCCAUUUCGCGAUUAGGGACACCUUUUGAGUAUUGGUAUGUAACCUUAGCUCAUCCUUUCAUUUUCUAUGUAGAAUUGAGAUUGUCCAAAUGCUAUUCUAUAAAGUCUGGUAAGUGGUAACCAAAUUAAGCUAUCAUUUGUUGAGAGCUUUACUCGCUUCAUGGACUUUGAAAUUGAUUUGUUGCUUGAAAUUUAUUACUAGUACUGGGUAACUGUUUGAGAGGAUAGUCUCUUAGGAUUAUCGGUGAAGGCCAAACUAUGUAUUACUAUAAUGUACUUAUCAAUGAAGUGUUGUUUAUCUAGCA